Molecule: messenger RNA, 2479 nt
Organism: Pseudophryne corroboree (corroboree frog)
Lineage: Eukaryota; Metazoa; Chordata; Amphibia; Anura; Myobatrachidae
Gene: COTL1
Product: coactosin like F-actin binding protein 1
Exons: 4
Coding region: 209-637 (142 amino acids)
Biological process (GO): regulation of actin filament polymerization
Cellular component (GO): cortical actin cytoskeleton; actin filament; site of polarized growth
Molecular function (GO): actin filament binding
Source: RefSeq, a predicted model, not a curated record
CCAGUUUCAUGCUGGGAGGAGAGGGGUUAACUCCCUGCUGCCUCAUGCACAGGAGCUGAGAUCAGGGACUGAGACCAGGGACCUGCUCACUUCUGUCCCAACCUUGGACUCAGCGCUGACCUGGUUCCAGGACAUUGCAGGGACUCUGUGCUGCAGCUUAUUCUCCUCUUUCUUAGCCUGUCAUUGAACUUGCAGCUGUCUCAUAAUAAUGGCUACUAAGAUUGACAAGGAAUCCUGCAGGGAAGUUUACAAUGAAGUUAGAGAUGACACCAAUGAUAUUAGCUGGGCAACGUUUAAAUAUGACGGUAGCACAAUUGUUCCUGGAGUCCAGGGUGCAAACUACGAAGACUUUGUAAAUACCUGUACAGAUGACAACAGACAGUUUGCAUAUAUCAGAUUUACCACCGGAGACGCCCUGAGCAAGAGGGUUAAAUUUACGUUAAUCACCUGGAUCGGUGAGAACGUUAGUGGGCUCCAGCGAGCCAAGAUCGGUACAGACAAGACGUUGGUGAAAGACGUUGUGCAGAACUUUGCCAAAGAGCUGGUAAUCACAGACCACAAAGACCUGGACGAAGACUAUAUUAGGAGCGAGUUGAAGAAGGCUGGUGGUGCCAAUUAUGAUGCCCAGACAGAAUAAGGGCAUCCCAUGCCCAGAUGCUGCUUUGCCGGAUCAAGCGCAAAAGUCGUCUCGGUGAAAACAACUGGAAACUGGUGGAAACUAUAUUACAGACAACAACAAAAAAACUGGUUAUUUCUUUGCCUACGUUUCUCCCUUCUGGUGACCCAGCCAGGUCUCCUGUAGCCCAUCCUAUGGUCUGGUGAAAUUGAUCUCUCCCCCCCCCCCCCCCCCCCAGCCAGGCUGGUUUCGCCGUGGUUACUGCACAAUUACCUAUGCUGCCAUCUCUCAUAUACUUCACCCACAAGAGCCGCCAUGUAUUCCAUAACAAUGCCUUGGACUGCAUAAGCCGUUACUCACCGGACGUUCGCUAUUCCGACCCGGAACCCACUACCCUUCUGCACUUCCAUAUAUUUGUGUCUUUUACUUUAGAACGUUCAAUAGAAUUGUAAUAGUCUUAGAUGUAAUCGGAAACCAGAAACUGACGCAAGAAACGGUGUCUGACUCCCAGCCCCCAUCGUGGUGUUAUCCAGCUGUCCGUUCUGGAGGAUGAUUAUUGUAGCUGGAUAGAUGGUUUCCCUGCAUGUAAUAACAGCCAGAUCCUGUCAUACCGCAGGCAGGGUUAUAUCUCGUUAGUAUUCUGUGCACAAUGCAACACUCUGAUUUUCCAUAGUAACACAACCCUUUAGGUGAAUGUGCGCCCAUUCCUUCUCGCCCCUGAGCUCCGCUGCUGGUUUGUGUGGGAAGUUUUUUUGUUUGUGCUUUUUAAUAGGACCAGAUCUCAAAAUAAGAUUUUAGUGUUUGUGGGUUGUACAUUCCAGCUGGCGCACAGUGCUACAGAUAUAACCAGAAUCUAUGGCUGUGCAUGUACAUUCCAGCAAAUAAAGGCUCCACGUGAUUCCCUUAUAAUCCAGUAACCCCAUCCCCAUAAUAGCACCUGGCUGCAGCACAUGAGGAAUAACACAACGCAUCAUGCAGCGUUACUGGGUGUUACAUUAACAGAAGCUGAUAUUUGCAGAAAGUUAUUCAUCACUUAUAAAAUGGGAUGUGAGAUUCCAAUCUGUGUCUGUGAUUAGUCAGUGCUACUGGACGGGUUACAGCAGGAUAGUGUUGCCCUGGCUCUGAAAGUACGUCGCCACGCCUCAGGGUGGCAAUAGAUCUUUAGGGGAGGGGUAAACAACAGAAAGAUUAGACAGAGGGGGUCAUUCCGAGUUGAUCGCUCGCUAGCUAUUUUUUUGCAGCGCUGCGAUCAGAUAGUUGCCGCCUAUAGGGGUGUGUAUUUUUGCUUUGCAAGUGUGCGAUCGCAUGUGCAGCCGAGCGGUACAAAAAAGUUUUGUGCAGUUUCUGAGUAGCUCAGAACUUGCUCAGCCGCUGCGAUCACUCCAGCCUGUCCUGUUCUGGAAAUUGACGUCAGACACCCGCCCUGCAAACGCUUGGACACGCCUGCGUUUUUUCCAAACAUUCCCAGAAAACGGUCAGUUGACACCCAGAAACGCCCUCUUCCUGUCAAUCUACUUACGAUCGGCUGUGCGAAUGGAUUCUUCGUUAAAUUCAUCGCUGAGGAACGAUCCGCUUUGUACCCGUACGAUGCGCCUGCGCAUUGUGGUGCAUGCUCAGUAGUGACCUGAUCACAGUGCAGCGAAAAAUCCUAGCGUGCGAUCAGGUCGGAAUGACCCUCACAGACUCUUCUCUUAUCACCCUUCUUCCUGUACUUAAUAUUCUUUGUUCUCACAUAUGGUGGCGUUGAAUGCACCCGUCUGGCCAACUGGUAAGACAAAUGGUCCGUGAACUGGAAUUGGGAGGGACUGAUUACUGCUCAGAAAAACCACAUUAAAAAAAAUUAAAGAUUUUUUUUUUUCAAAA